AUGGCAUCCAACCCCCCACGCAUCACACCCAUACCAAUCCCUGUACCCGGCCAUGCACCAUCGCCUCAGUCGGCUCCCGCCACGUCGGCAACGAAGGUGCUGAAUUCAACCGCCGCCAACCGCAAUGCCUCACCAUCGUCGGUUUCCAGCGCAGGAGAGGACCCCGCGAGGAAGAUGAAGCGUACUAGUGCCAAGGUGAACGUCAAGCCCGGCGCAUUCCUGCAGGCGCCUCCGUGGGCAGCUUCACUUCUGAGCUCCAAGCCCUCCACUUCAACUUCGACCGGACCAUUAGUACCGCCAGUGCCCAACCUUGCCCCGCCAACUCAGGAUCACAGCAUGGUCCUGGACAGCCCGGAGCCCAUUCGUAUUGAGAGCGAUAUCCUGCCUCCAAAUCCUGAAGGCCCCGUGAAGUCGGAAUUCAGCCCCGAGGACACGCCAUUGGAGGAUGUAACACCUGCCAAGCCGUCGCUGUCGAUGAGCUCCCAGAUCCAGGCAUUGCAGCAGUCGUGGCAGGCUAAGUCGACUUCAGCGGAUUCUCAGGGAUCGGAGGAGGUUAUUAGACGGGUGUCAAGUGGUGCCUUCAAGGCCGGCUCUUAA
This is a messenger RNA of Colletotrichum chrysophilum, 597 nucleotides long. RefSeq lists its product as uncharacterized. The coding region runs from base 1 to 597 and encodes 198 amino acids. The record is from RefSeq and is a predicted model, not a curated record. The transcript has 2 exons. Lineage: Eukaryota; Fungi; Ascomycota; Sordariomycetes; Glomerellales; Glomerellaceae.